CUCAGCGCGAGAGAGAAAAAAGCCGAAGCUACAAAGCUUAGCUUUGUGUAAUGACAGUUUGGCGUCCAGAUAAAUGGAGUGGGGAAAAAACGACUGCUGUUAAGGUAAGGUGUGGGAGGAAGGGUUUCCAGGGAGGCUGAGACUGGGAGCACUUUGCAGUCGCCAUUCCCGAUCAACCUCUGUUCAGUGUGGAUUUAAAGAUGUAGCCAAGACAGAAGAGGGUCAUCUCUUCAGUACUUCACCAUUCGUGCUCAGGCAUAAUCAGUGACACCUCACCGCCACCCUCUGCUAUCCUAACUCUGGAGCACUUUGACUCCUAACCAGGGCUGCCCAGUGCGUGACUUGGCCGUCCUCAGUCAGUCCUACCCUGGUUGAAGACACCACUUUGCUCAGCCAUGCUGUUCUCCCUUAGGGAACUGGUCCAGUGGCUGGGCUUCGCCACCUUUGAACUGUUUCUCCACUUGUUAGCUUUGCUGGUCUUCAGCAUGCUGGUUGCUCUGCGAGCCGACAUGUUCACACCCACACUGAGCUGGUGGCUGGUCUUCGUCCCGCUGUUUGCCGCCGACGGCCUCAGCACCUACUUCACGGCCAUCGUGUCCAUCCGUCUUUACCAGGAGAAUGAGAAGCGUCUGGCGGUCCUGCGGCUCCUCUGGGUGCUGACGGUGCUCAGCCUGAAGCUGGUGUGCGAGGUGCUGCUGUGUCAGAAGCUGGCAGAGCAGGAGCAAGCCAGAGACCUGUGGUUUGGCCUCAUCCUCUCGCCGCUGUUCAUCCUGCUGCAGCUGCUGAUGAUACGAGCAUGCCGUGUCAACUGAGAAGAGGCAGUUAGUGGUUGUGCUUUCAAAUCACCAAGCAGAGAGCAGUCUUCAUCUGCCAUUCGAGAUGUAAAACAUAACAACAGUGUAAUUUUUCUUUUGGCUCAUUGGCACCUUUUUAAAACAUAGCACUUUUUUUCAUUUUUUUUUUUUUUAGAUUUUUUAGACAGAUGUUUCAGGUCACACCAGAAUCCAGUUUUCUAUCAUUUGUGUUUCUAAUAGUGUGAAAAUUAACGAAACAUUUCCAAUGCUUACUGGAGUUAUAAUGUAGUAUUUUCAAAAAAGGGGCAGACGACCUAUUUUGUGCAUUACUAAAUGCCAAAAUGCACUGUAUGACCAAAAGUAUGCAGACACCCUCAUCAUAUACAUUUGUGCACAUUUGGUCUUGGGCUGUUUUUUCUGGUUUGGACCCCAUAGUACCAAUGAAUUUAAAUCUUGCUACAGUAUACUGUGAUAUUUUAGACAACAGUGUGCUUCCAACUUUGGGGCAACAGUUUGUUUUGAGGUCAUGAUGGCCCUGUGCACAAAGCCAGCUACAUAAAGAAGUGGUUUUCCCAUAGUUUGGAAGUCUUGACCUUAACCUCAUCCAAUACCUUUGGGAUGUAUGGGAACACUGAAUGCGGGCCAGGCCGUAUCACCCAACAUCAGUGACUGACUUCACUAAUGCUCUUGGGGCUGAAUGGGAGCAAAUCACUGAUGCAGCCAGAUUGUGAAAUCAUGUGCAAAUCCAAAACCAGAAGAGUGGAGGCUCCUCUGUUAUCCCUAAGGUUUGUAAAUGAGAACAAUAAUGUAUGAGAAUAACAGAAUGACGGCACACUUUUGGCCAUGUAGUGUGUAUAUAUAUUUAAUGGUACCUAUUGCUACAUUGAAGCUUUACUUGAUUCUGAAGAGUGAAUGGAAGUUGAUUGAAACUAGACGACAUUUGUCUCAACUUUUCUGACCCCUUUUUUCAUCAGGAUGAGUGUAAGUUGUUAUACUUUUAAGAAUACAAAGAUUUGCAGACCAUAUCAGAGCAGUAAAUGUAUAUUUGGACCUUGGUAGUGCCUCUACCAUGGUAGACAAUGAGCCACGAGAGAAAUUUAUUCCAGAGUUAUGCUUUAAUGCACAUGUGCACACAACACACACAAAUUAAAUGAACUGGUGAGACCGUAAGGCAGUAAUACCAAAGGCAAUUUUUGGAAACUUUCAUGGGUAACAGAGCCCGAGGAGCUGCCGCACUAUUGAUGAUUGAUGUUUUUUUUUUUCCCCCAAAGGAUGCAGUUGAUUGCCAGCAAAGUUUGGUUAGAUUUAUUACCUUAUGUCUCACUUUGUUGCCUGUUACUGGGAGUGUCACUCAUGCACUGUGUCCCCAAAUUGCCUUCUUUGCCAGCUCCAUCAGUGAGAUUGGUCUGGACAGCAAGACGCUGGUUCUGAAACUUGUUGUCAGCUUACAGUCUCACCGCAACAUAGAAGUGAAUGUGAUUUCCACUAGCAGGCAAUUGUGUGCACAUGUCUUCCCUGAAUAUUGCUGUUUAUUUGUACAUUAUGUAAUGUUUUUUUCCUACCUUGUGUAUGUACCGCAUGUAUUUUGCAUUAUAUUAUGUCUGUGUGCCUCCCUUUUAAAGUAAUUCCAAAUGUGAAAUUCUGUGUAAUAUGUAUAUGUUGAUUUUUUCUUUUUUUGUUUCUUUUUUUUAGAAGAAUUUCAUCAAAUCUUAUUUUUGUUGUUGUUAUGGCACCUUUUAUUGUCGCCUGUAUAUA
This is a messenger RNA of Xiphias gladius (swordfish), 2549 nucleotides long. It is a transcript of the gene tmem203, whose product is annotated as transmembrane protein 203. Gene Ontology annotation, biological process: intracellular calcium ion homeostasis. The transcript has 2 exons. Bases 396 to 812 code for a protein of 138 amino acids. Lineage: Eukaryota; Metazoa; Chordata; Actinopteri; Istiophoriformes; Xiphiidae. Gene Ontology annotation, cellular component: endoplasmic reticulum. The record is from RefSeq and is a predicted model, not a curated record.